AUGGAUCGCUCCACCAAACCAAGUUUCAGCUUUGUGAACCUCACACAUCCGGACGAUCUAAAGAACGAAGAAACCCAACUUCGCAUCCGACGUUUGGCUAUGACUGAGGUCGGCAAAGCCAGGAGGAAACCCAAAGCGAAGAGGGCACGCAACGAGAUCAUCCUUGAAUUUCGAAAUCCAUUCGAAAGUCGCGUAGACAUUGAUCGGUUUGGUGGCGGUCAGCUUGACCCAUUCAAUCCUUAUCCAAUCGAACUGAAUGACUCCGAUCGAGCGUUGCUAGCGAACGUGUUCAGUACUGAGGACAACAAUCAUCCUAGUCAACUUCGCGGCUCAUGGUACCCCGUUGGACUGAGCGAUGCAGCUGCUUUCUACAACAUGCUGUCAAAUUCCCAGAACUUCUUAUUCCAGAAACGCAAUGGAUACUAUCCCUCCCAAGACGAUGCCAUAGCGCUAAGAUAUCACAACAAAGCGCUUGGUCAUACCGGCCAGAUGAUGAAUGAUCCUAGCAAGCGUCUAAGUGACGAGGUCAUAGGUGCCGUGGUAUCUUUCAUGAUCCACUUUGCUCUGAUGGGAAACUUCACUGGCGAUGAUUGGCAUAAACACAGCAGCGCAUUAGUCAGAAUAGUGGAACUCCGUGGCGGCUACGAUGCCAUCGCGAAAGAGUACUUGCGGAUCACAAUCAGUUGGGCAGAUCUUAUAGGAAACUUCUAUCAAGACCACUCGCCAAUUGUUCCUAUGCCACCACAAUGGAUAGCAGACUCGAAAUCUCCACCCAAUUCUCCACGACCUUGUAGUGCUGUAUCGCUUGCAUGGAAACAAGUACUACCCAUGCAGCUCGACUUUAUCACAAUCUUUGAUGAUGUAGUACAACUGAUCUCCCUUGAUCGAGCUUUCACCGGACAGCAGCUGAUGCUAGCGAUUACGAGCGGUAGUUGGAUGGAGCCAACCAUAUACCGCCUGUUGGCUAUUCGGCCUCUAAAUCACGGGGAUAGCAGAGAGAUUAUCAUCGAAGAAGUGUGUAGACUUGGAACAUUACUCUUUCUGGCACCACUCUGGAGAAAUUUUGGUCAAUCGCCAGUAUGGACAGCCGCCAUAUCUCGCCAUCUCCUACUUGUUCUCACGAAGAACAUGAUCGAAUGGAACGACUUGAAGCCUUUUUUAAUUUGGGUGCUGUACUCUGCUGCCGUUGAGACCAAAGAUCUUGCAGAACGAAGCCAAUUUGUGUUCAUGCUUGGAAUUCUGAUGAGUGGUAUGCAGCUACAUGAGUGGGACGACAUCAUGUUAAUUGUUAAGAGUGUAUUAUGGGUAGAGAAGGUCUUUGCAGGCACAGAUGAGCUGAUUCGCGACGAAGUUAUGCAGAUCGUGAACCAUAAUCCUAUGAACAUCUUGCUGGCUGAAACUACGCCACCGAGUUUCUCGGGAGACUUCGCGACUGAGACAGGUCAGGACUAG
Messenger RNA from Alternaria burnsii, 1452 nucleotides. RefSeq lists its product as uncharacterized. The record is from RefSeq and is a predicted model, not a curated record. Lineage: Eukaryota; Fungi; Ascomycota; Dothideomycetes; Pleosporales; Pleosporaceae. The transcript is spliced from 4 exons. The coding region runs from base 1 to 1452 and encodes 483 amino acids.